AUGAACUCCCUCAACAUCAUCACGGCCCGCGUCUCGCCUCCCUCAAGCCCCGCCCAGUCGCGAUCCAAUAGUAUAGGUUCCAUUGGCAUCGGCAUUGCCCCCGAAGACCACUCCCACGAUCAAUCCGACGAUAGGCAACCCGCCCAUGGCACCGAGACCUUCCCCGAUGACACCUUUGACGAGUCGCGCUUCGAUACGGAAAAGCCCCACGCCCGCGAAGACACUCCUUUGCUAGGAGGCGAGCCCGACAAACGAAGCAGCUGGUGGCAUGCACUGCCCCGGGGGAUCGCAUCGAGCCUUAUCAGCUCCAUUCGCUGGGUUUUUGCGACUCUGGCCUCUCCAGGUGUCUAUCUCAUCGCCUGCUUCUACGACGAGAAUGGCUUCUUCGCGCCCUUCUCACAGCUUGGAAAGCUGUUUGGGAUCCACAAGGGCACUGGUGCCAAGAAGUCCUUGGACGAGCCCUACCCGGCUACUGAGAAGCAGGGCUACGGGCGCACAUCGGGAUAUCGAAGUUUGUCACCAAGGGCCGCCGUCUCGUCAGGUUCAUCGUCAUCAGGUCUGUCCUCGGAAUCCGAAUCAGAAGAGUCCCGGUCAGGUAGCCUAGGUCGGCAUACCCGGUCCAAGUCGUUGCAACCCACGGAGGAAACCUCACCCGCCCGGAGGUCAAUUAGGAUCAAGCUCAGCAGCGACGAGGCUCUGAGGCAACGAAAGCACAGGAAGACGCAGUCUGCCGUCGCGCGGACGAAAGCUAGUGAACUGGCCAGCGGAGACAUCUCAUCACUCUCAUCACACCUCAAAUCACCCACCUCUCCCAUCACGGCCCUCACAAAAUACCCCAAGACCCCGGCGCCUCCCCAACCCCUUAUACCCCGGAGGCAGCCAUCGUACCUUAAUAUUGAAAUACCGAAGAAUCAACAGAAGACAUUGAUCCUGGACCUGGAUGAGACGCUGAUUCACAGCAUGUCUAAAGGAGGCCGGAUGAGCACAGGACACAUGGUUGAGGUGCGCCUGAAUACGACAUACGUGGGGGUUGGUGGGCAGACGUCUAUUGGACCGCAGCACCCCAUACUGUAUUGGGUCAACAAGCGACCUUAUUGCGACGAGUUCCUGCGGCGGGUGUGCAAGUGGUACAACCUGGUCGUCUUCACAGCGUCGGUACAAGAGUACGCAGACCCAGUCAUUGACUGGCUGGAGCAAGAGAGGAAGUUCUUCUCGGCUCGAUACUACCGACAGCACUGCACGUUCCGGCAAGGUGCAUUCAUCAAGGACUUGAGCGCUGUCGAGUCUGACUUGAGCAAGGUGAUGAUUCUGGACAAUAGUCCGUUGAGCUACCUCUUUCACCAAGACAAUGCGAUUCCGAUUCAAGGCUGGAUCAACGACCCGACGGAUAACGACCUGAUGCACCUAGUACCCCUGUUAGAAGGCCUACAAUAUGUGCAUGAUGUACGGGCACUGCUGGCACUGCGCGGCGGCGAGGACGGACAGCACAUGGCAUAG
Ilyonectria robusta is the source of this 1497-nucleotide messenger RNA. RefSeq names its product NLI interacting factor-like phosphatase-domain-containing protein. Lineage: Eukaryota; Fungi; Ascomycota; Sordariomycetes; Hypocreales; Nectriaceae. The coding region runs from base 1 to 1497 and encodes 498 amino acids. Gene Ontology annotation, molecular function: protein serine/threonine phosphatase activity. The record is from RefSeq and is a predicted model, not a curated record. The transcript is spliced from 2 exons.